Molecule: messenger RNA, 894 nt
Organism: Eucalyptus grandis
Lineage: Eukaryota; Viridiplantae; Streptophyta; Magnoliopsida; Myrtales; Myrtaceae
Product: probable prefoldin subunit 3
Exons: 6
Coding region: 1-633 (210 amino acids)
Biological process (GO): protein folding; tubulin complex assembly; microtubule-based process
Cellular component (GO): cytoplasm; prefoldin complex
Molecular function (GO): tubulin binding
Source: RefSeq, a predicted model, not a curated record
AUGACUUCCGCCGCCCGAUUAGCCUCCGCAAACACCGAUAUACCGGAAAAACUCAUGGCUAAGGUUCCUUAUGGCGGUGCGACCGUUGUUUUUGCGCAAGCUCCUCUAAGGCCAUGGUCAAAUGUUCUUUUACAUGGAUGUACGGCCUUUGGCAAGACAUGCAUUGUUGGUCCAGCAAUAGCAGCUUGUUCUCUUCAAUCCAUAUCAGUGAAAGGGCUGAGCUAUUGGAUAAGUAACAUUGGAACUUCUGAGCAAGCUGCAACAAUAACUGAUUUUGAGAAGUGGUUAGACAUAGUCGUUACUUUGCAGGCCAAGAAGAUUUCUGAUGAGGCACAGCUUGCUGAUUUCGAAGUCUCUGAAGGCAUAAAUUCUCGAGCUUGCAUCGAACAUGCUGAUUCAGUAUGUUUAUGGCGGGGAGCAAAUGUUAUGUUGCAGUAUUCAUGCGAAGAGGCCACAACUCUUCUACAAAAGAACCUAGAAAACGUUAAAGCAAGUUUAGAAGUUCUUGUUGCUGAUCUACAAUUCUUACUGGACCAAGUAACAAUCACGCAGGUUACAAUCGCUCGUGUGUAUAAUUGGGAUGUUCACCAAAAGAGAAUCCGUCGAGCCGGUACUCCUGCUAAAUACUCUUAAAGGGAUCUUUUCAAGUCGAAUCAUGGUAGCAGAAUGUGUACUCCUGGAUGAGAGUAUGACUUUGAUCUUCCCAUUUUCAAUCAGGUGAAUGAAUAUGUAUCGCUCUGUUAUCGCAGUGGUUAAGACUCUGAUAACGAGUGAUUUUGGUUAGGUUUAGUUAGAUUUAUUGCAUUACACAAAGCUUGUCUUGUAAACGGUUUUGAUUGAGAACCUCUUGGGCUUGAUUAUUCACUUUCUGCGUGUGGUGCACUAGUUUUGAAU